Oryzias melastigma (Indian medaka) is the source of this 1445-nucleotide messenger RNA. It is a transcript of the gene ube2j2, whose product is annotated as ubiquitin-conjugating enzyme E2, J2 (UBC6 homolog, yeast). The coding region runs from base 204 to 989 and encodes 261 amino acids. Lineage: Eukaryota; Metazoa; Chordata; Actinopteri; Beloniformes; Adrianichthyidae. The transcript has 8 exons. The record is from RefSeq and is a predicted model, not a curated record.
CUGAAAUGAACAGGAAGAAGAACCGGAAGUAAAUGUGUCGCUCCUGCUAAAGCUACGUUGGUGUAAACGUCGUAUCUGUUCGACAACAAAAUUAACAGAUUCUUUCGGGUCAGCGUUGAACAGAUUUUUUUUUCUUUUUGGGGUCUUUGGAGAGUAACAGCUCAGUGUCCAAAUACCCCGUGAUGUCCACUUAAAGACUUGAGAUGAACAACGCAGGGAAUAAGAGAGCUCCAACUACAGCCACUCAGCGACUUAAGCAGGAUUACCUCAGGAUAAAAAAAGACCCAGUGCCUUACAUCUGUGCAGAACCUCUUCCCUCCAACAUCUUAGAAUGGCACUAUGUCGUCAGAGGGCCUGAAAAAACGCCUUAUGAAGGAGGGUAUUAUCACGGAAAACUCAUAUUUCCAAGAGAGUUUCCUUUUAAACCUCCCAGUAUCUAUAUGAUCACACCGAACGGGAGAUUCAAGUGUAACACAAGGUUAUGUUUGUCCAUCACAGACUUCCACCCGGACACGUGGAACCCCGCCUGGUCUGUGUCCACAAUCCUAACAGGUUUGCUGAGCUUCAUGGUAGAAAAAGGACCAACCCUCGGGAGCAUUGAAACCUCAGACUACACGAAAAGACAGCUGUCGGCCCAAAGCCUGGCCUUCAACCUCAAAGACAAAGUAUUCUGCGAGCUGUUUCCUGAUGUAGUUGAUGAGAUCAAGCAGAAGCAGAAGGUCCAGGAGGAGCUGAGCGCCCGGACGCAGCCCCUCCCCUUACCCGACGUGGUGCCAGACGGCGACCCUCAACAGGCCCACUACGGCCUCGCCGCCAUCAACGGAGGACCGGCCCCGGUGGGGGGCGCCAACCCCGCCCCGGGGCUGCAGCAGCCCAAUCGCAACCACGGACUUCUGGGCGGAGCUUUAGCGAACCUGUUUGUGAUCGUGGGCUUCGCCGCGUUCGCCUACACAGUCAAGUACGUUCUGAGGAGCAUAGCCCAGGAGUGAAGGACACGGCGGCGGCCCCCCUCCCUGUCAGGCAAGCCCCCCGCCACCUCCAAUGAACUGAAACUUUACAAACAUACUACAUGGGGAAGGAAGUUCACAACAAACACCACGGACCGCCGGAGAAGUCGCAUCGCCCCCCCCGGGAAGGACUGGGAGUGGGACUGUGAUCGACUAUUAAAACGGAUUUGAUCCACUUUGUGAUUGAGUGGUUUGGAAUUGGCUCGUGGGUUGUGAAGGUUUUGCGACAGCGGUUCGUUUGUUCGUCUGCGGCACAAGCUGUGGUUCUGAAAGCUGCUGAUCUUCUGGGAGGAGAAGAUUCUGUUCUCCUCACCAAAACAGGUUUCUCUCUUUCUAUUGGCUGAUCCUGUGCAGGACGUGUGGAAUUCUCUCCUUUGUGCUCAGUCAAAGCAGGUUGAAGCAUCAGAGCAGCGACACAAUAAAGCCGUUUGUUUCUGG